Molecule: messenger RNA, 1859 nt
Organism: Branchiostoma floridae (Florida lancelet)
Lineage: Eukaryota; Metazoa; Chordata; Leptocardii; Amphioxiformes; Branchiostomatidae
Product: galactose-3-O-sulfotransferase 2-like
Exons: 10
Coding region: 179-1756 (525 amino acids)
Biological process (GO): glycolipid biosynthetic process
Cellular component (GO): membrane
Molecular function (GO): galactosylceramide sulfotransferase activity
Source: RefSeq, a predicted model, not a curated record
GUGACCAAACCGGUCCAUCCAGAGUUUAAAAUUCUUUUUGAGUUGCCACAUACCUAGUACCCAACAAAUCAUCCUCAGUGACAUCUACACAAGAAACGGUGCACAACCUAGACGUUCCCCAGGGCAAGCGUAUUAGGUGCGAGUUUGUGCAGCGUAUUGCCUGAUCGUCCAGUCGACAAUGCGUAUUCUAGCCACUCAAGAACCACGGAGGGAGAUGGUCAUGUGGAAUUUUUCAUGUAAGAAGAAGAUAGGAACAGCUUCGACGGCUCUAAUCAUCCUUACCUUCGUUCUACUGUAUCACAAUCUUGGAAUAAGUCGACAAGGAACGGCGAGAUCGUCUUCUGCAGACACAAAUCUUCGCGGGGUGGAUGCGAUACAAGACGAUUCAGAUGUCAGAGUCACAAAAGAAUGGAGAGACGAUGCCGUAAUCAACGAAGCCGCAGUUGAAAAUCGUGUUUUAAAUGCACAUGGCGGCACCAAUGGUUUCAAUCCACAGUGCAAGAUGAAGAAAAGUAUUGCAUUUAUGAAGGUGCAAAAGGCAGGGUCUCAAACCACAGCCUGUAUUCUGCAGAGGUUCGGCUACGAACACGGACUGAACUUCGUACUGCCUAAGAAAUGUUUAAGUGUGAAAUUAGGAUUCCCGGAAGGCAUGACCAACAAAAUACUGAUGAAGCAGAACGUGGAUGAGUACAACCUGCUGGUAUAUCACACUGUGUACGACAGGGUCAAGUUACACAAGCUCAUGGCGCCGGAUACACAGUUCAUCGCCAUUCUCCGGGAACCGUUCAGUCAUCUCAAGUCGUGUUUCUUCUACUUCCACAGGGACAAAAGGUUUGCCUUGCUGACCGAAAAAAACCCUUUGGGAAAAUAUCUGGACAACCCCUGGCUGUAUGAAGGUUCGAAAAAGGCGAAGAAGAAACCGGUAUCAAUGACCAAAAACCUUCAAUCUUAUGUCUUAGGGUGGAAGGACCGCUUCAACCAAGACAGAGAAGAAGUGAGAAAGUUCAUCUCCCAACUCGACAGUGACUUUCCCCUGAUCCUCAUCCUGGAGUACUUCGACGCGUCGCUAGUCUUACUCCGACGCCUGAUGUGUUGGUCGUUCUACAACAUUCUGUACGACAGACAGCCCAGGAAUGAACAAAAGUACUCUAAGCCACAAUCGAUGUACACGGAACAACAACUCCAGAACCACCGGAACUCGAGCUGGGUCGACUAUCAGCUGUACGAUCACUUCAACAGAAGUCUGUGGAGUAAGAUACGGGCAGCAGGGCCGGACUUUCAAGACGAGCUGGAAGCUUUUCAACAGUUAAACGACGACGUCAACAGUUACUGUGCAGGAAAACCCAAGAAGAAGAAAACUUUUCCAGGAUCCAAGUGGAACGGACCGGUGGAAAUUAAACCUCAGUUCUGCGAGGAUCUGAAAAAGGAACGCUUCCAAUGGGAUAUUAAAAUCUGCUACCGCGCUCACGCGUAUGGCAAGGACACGAUGCUUGCAAACGAAGCAAGGUUUCAGAAGUAUAAGGAAAACAGAGAAAACACUGUUACCACAGCUACGAAAGCGAAGGGGACACAAAGAAAGUCUGAUCAAAUCCUGAACGAUUUAAAGAAGCGUUUCCCUGGAGUGGACCUGAGCGCAGUGAUGAAGAAAAGUGACAUUCCUGUAUCUAAGGUAGUCAUGGCGAUAAAACAGGGCCAGUACACGGUAGACGGAGCAGCACAGAGGCUGAAAACUCUUAUACAAAAUACGAAACAGUAGUGUAAGAGACUUGUUACAUCAAUGGAGGCCGAUUAUACCUAUCUUCUCACUCUGAUUUGUUUUGUAAGAAAGUUCACUUGAAUAAAUGAUAUCUGGUACAUGA